AUGGCUGUUAGCCCGUCUCGUCCCUUCCACUGGCCCGGCGGCAUCCCACCGGAAGUGAAGCCUGACGCCAACGGGGACAUCGCACCCGAGGAGGCCAACGAAACGGCUAAAGGCUGGUUGCUGUUUGUCUCUGAAACUUGGGUUUCCCGGGAGGAUGCCAACAUCCCAGACCAUGACACAGACUACGAAGUCCGGCAACGACGAGCCCUGGUGGAAACAUGGGCAAAGGCAGAGCAAGCAUUUCGAGACUCCUACCAACGAAGAGCGCGUCCGACGAACGCACUCGACUACCCGGAAGCUGCCCUGCGCGGUACGCAGCAGUGUUUUCCUAACAACGCACAAUUUGUUUGCCUCGCCCCGCUCUCCCCAUCCCACUGGUCCAACCAAUCCAAAUGGAUCAAGCUCUUCAUCUUGUCGUGCUGCCUGGAUGGCGAAAUGGGCCAUUGCCUCGGCGUUUGGGGAUCCAGGCAUGAGGGAAUUGACUCUAACCCGGCCACGUUUCCUGACCCAUCUACUUUCCAGAUCACUGACCUCUUGCCUUUGUUGAUUCUGGAAAUGGCCAAUUUUUCCUAUAUGGCUAUGACUGAAAGGGGCACCGUGCAUUUCAUGGACCGUCUGUGA
Aspergillus glaucus CBS 516.65 is the source of this 621-nucleotide messenger RNA. RefSeq lists its product as uncharacterized. The record is from RefSeq and is a predicted model, not a curated record. The transcript is spliced from 3 exons. NCBI's taxonomy places the organism in Eukaryota, Fungi, Ascomycota, Eurotiomycetes, Eurotiales, Aspergillaceae. Bases 1 to 621 code for a protein of 206 amino acids.